GUAAAAUUGGCAUGUUAAUGUUUCUGAGAAACCAGCGGAGAGGAGAAAUAGCAAGUCACGCAGCUCUCAGUCUCCUCCCGAGAAGAGCCGCCGAGCAGCAUCUUGGAGAUAACCACGGGUCGCUCUCCGCCCACGGAAAACCCGUACAUCUUUAAUCCGUGGUUCUUGAGCCAGAAGUGAACCGCCCCUCCUCCUGAUCUAGAGAUGCGUGUCCGGGCCGCGUGGGAUCGGGUCGGUUGGUGUCGCCGGCUCUGAGUGGGGAUGAGGCGGAGGCCGUUCGAUCUCCGGCGGCCGGCGAGGCGGCGAUGGCUCUCCAUCGUCUGGGUCUGGUUCGUGGCCGCCGGCCUCGGGGUGCUCCUCCUCCUCGUGGUGCUCAGUCGCGAGAAGCUGCCGAGAUCCGAUCCGCCGUUGGUCCGCCAGAAACUUUACCGCUCUAGUUUUCCCGAAGGUCUGAACAUUACAAAUGAAAUGCUGAGUCCUUAUUCAUUCACAAGACAAAUAGUAGACCAAAUAUCUCUUGCAAAGGCUUUGGUUGUCAUCUCUAAAGAUAGCAAUAACCUCCAAUUUGCAGCAGAGCUUAGUGCCCAAAUUCGCAAAUGUCAAGCUCUUCUGUCCAGUGCUGCGACAACAGGAACCCCAUUAACCACGGAAGAAUCAGAAGCAGCAAUCCGUGAUAUGGCUCUCCUGCUCUACCAAGCACAGCAACUCCACUAUGACAGUGCAACUAUGAUUAUGAAGAUGAAGGGUCAAUUCCAAUCUUUGGAUGAGAAAAUGAAAUCCGAGGCUGAAAAGAGCACCAAGUAUGGGCAGAUAGCUGCUGAAGAACUUCCCAAAAGCCUAUAUUGCUUGGGUAUCAGGCUUACCAUGGAAUGGUUCAGGAAUUCAAAUUUUCAGAGAGAACUCUCAGAAGGGAGGCACAGGAUGGAGAAGCUUAGAGACAACGGUCUCUAUCAUUAUUGUGUGUUCUCUGACAACAUCCUUGCUGCAUCAGUUGUGGUUAACUCUACUACCAUGAACUCAAAGCGUCCAGAAAUGAUUGUAUUCCACCUGGUCACAGAUGAGGUAAAUUUUGCUCCAAUGAAGGCCUGGUUCUCCAUGAACAGUUUCCGAGGUGCAACCAUCGAGGUCCAGAAGGUGGAGGAUUUAAGUUGGCUCAAUGCCUCCUAUGUACCAGUUUUAAAGCAGCUUCAGAACUCUGAUACACAGAACUACUACUUUUCUGGAAGUGGUGAUAACCGAACACCAGUCAAGUUCAGGAACCCAAAGUACUUAUCAAUGCUAAAUCACUUGAGGUUCUAUAUCCCAGAAGUCUAUCCGGCAUUGCAAAAGGUAGUGUUUCUCGAUGAUGAUGUUGUAGUUCAGAAAGAUCUCUCAGAAUUGUUCACAAUUAACAUCAAUGGAAAUGUGAUGGGUGCUGUUGAGACUUGCAUGGAGACCUUCCACAGAUUCCACAAAUAUCUGAACUACUCCCACCCAUUGAUACGUGCACAUUUUGAUCCUGAUGCAUGUGGGUGGGCAUUUGGAAUGAAUGUCCUUGAUCUGAGAGAGUGGCGGCGGAAGAAUGUUACUGGCAUAUAUCACUACUGGCAGGAGCGUAAUGCCGACCAUACCCUCUGGAAGCUUGGGACAUUGCCUCCUGGGCUACUGGCCUUUUAUGGGUUGGUUGAGAAGCUGGAUGCCAAAUGGCAUGUGCUAGGGUUGGGAUACACAAACGUCGACAUGUCGCUUAUAAAAAAUGGUGCAGUAUUGCACUAUAAUGGGAACAUGAAACCAUGGUUGAAGAUUGGAAUGGAGAAGUACAAGGGUCUGUGGGAUAAGUAUGUGGACUACUCUCACCCUUUGUUGCAACAGUGCUUCGUGCAUGGAUAAAGAAAUAUGGGGCCAAUGCAAGUGUUGUUCCUAAUAUCUAUCAGAUGGGCGGAAUCCAUAUAACAGACAAAGUCUGCAGUCGUGAUGUGUAGAAUUCGAGGCAUUUGUAGACUUAACAUAUACAUUGGUUUUUCCCUGAAAAAUUUUGCAUUUAAUUUACCUAGGUUCAAGAUGUGAUUGCAGGGUAGUACUGAUUGAUGUAAUAGAUCAAAUGAACCUUAUUGGUUGUUCUUGUGGCCUAGUCUCUGAAGGACGCAAUGCUCUUUGUACUAAAACUAGGUAAUUAUUUUGCAGGCAUCUGUAGCAGAAACAUUUCUGCACCAUUUUAUUUAUACUGAAACCAGGACAAGAUUAAAUUCUUCCA
This is a messenger RNA of Musa acuminata AAA Group (dessert banana), 2233 nucleotides long. RefSeq names its product probable galacturonosyltransferase 10. Bases 262 to 1869 code for a protein of 535 amino acids. The record is from RefSeq and is a predicted model, not a curated record. NCBI's taxonomy places the organism in Eukaryota, Viridiplantae, Streptophyta, Magnoliopsida, Zingiberales, Musaceae. The transcript has 2 exons. Gene Ontology annotation, molecular function: polygalacturonate 4-alpha-galacturonosyltransferase activity.